UCAGCCAUUUGUCAUAGUCAGCUCACUCAUUCCCAUAAAACCACUUUUUUUCUCUUCAUUCCCCUUCCCCUUCUCAUCUCCACUGCAAAAAAUUUCUUAUAAAUUCUUAUAGUUCAGAGUCGCCACUGAUUGACAUAAAUAUAUGCAUCAGAACAUUUAAUUAGAUAAUUAAUUAUGGAUGGUUUACCUGCUGGUUAUCGCCCCAACGUCGGCGUUUGUCUCAUCAAUCUUGAUAACCAGAUUUUUGUAGGUUCUAGAUUGAAUGUUCCAGGAGCAUGGCAAAUGCCUCAGGGAGGUAUUGAAGAGGAUGAAGAACCUAGAUCUGCAGCCAUGAGGGAAUUACAAGAGGAAACUGGAAUUGUGUCUGCUGAAAUUAUUGCUGAGGUACCAAAUUGGUUAACAUAUGAUUUUCCUCCGGCUGUCAAGGCCAAAGUAAAUCGUCUUUGGGGAGGUGAAUGGCAUGGGCAAGCACAGAAAUGGUUUCUGAUGAGGUUUACGAAAGAUGAGAGCGAGAUUAACUUGGCAAAUGGUGCAGCAGACCCAGAAUUUGCAGAGUGGAAAUGGACGAGCCCUGAAGAAGUUAUUGAGCAGGCUGUGGACUACAAGAGGCCAACCUACGAAGCAGUUGUAAAAACUUUCAGGCCGUACUUAAAUGAACCUGGAAUUGCAGCUAAAUGUAAAUCUUCAAAGUGGUGAAUGGUGUGGAUGUGCUUUUUUCAUUUAUUCAUUUUUUUACUAGGUUUCUUCGUGUUUCUUAUAGUAAGAAUUUGGGGUCAGUUUCUGUAAAUGGAUGUGGCUGUUGGAAAUUUUCAAAAGUUAGAAGGUUUCUUAAUUGUAAUAAAACUAUGUGAAAUCAAUUCUCAUAGUUUAUAGUCCUUAUAAACAAGAAUUAAUAUAUAUAAUAACUAAUAUAGUAUUAUAUAUUAUUUAA
This is a messenger RNA of Mercurialis annua (annual mercury), 931 nucleotides long. Its product is annotated as nudix hydrolase 25. The record is from RefSeq and is a predicted model, not a curated record. Gene Ontology annotation, biological process: nucleoside phosphate metabolic process; ribose phosphate metabolic process. Gene Ontology annotation, cellular component: chloroplast. Gene Ontology annotation, molecular function: guanosine-3',5'-bis(diphosphate) 3'-diphosphatase activity; bis(5'-adenosyl)-pentaphosphatase activity. The transcript is spliced from 6 exons. Bases 175 to 696 code for a protein of 173 amino acids. NCBI's taxonomy places the organism in Eukaryota, Viridiplantae, Streptophyta, Magnoliopsida, Malpighiales, Euphorbiaceae.